This is a messenger RNA of Nycticebus coucang (slow loris), 7632 nucleotides long. RefSeq names its product tectonin beta-propeller repeat containing 1 (gene TECPR1). The coding region runs from base 356 to 3973 and encodes 1205 amino acids. Gene Ontology annotation, cellular component: membrane. The record is from RefSeq and is a predicted model, not a curated record. The transcript is spliced from 25 exons. NCBI's taxonomy places the organism in Eukaryota, Metazoa, Chordata, Mammalia, Primates, Lorisidae.
CUUCCAGGUCGAUGGACAUUCCCAAGACACCGGUUUCGUGUCUCCACGCCCCAGGCCGCGUGCCCACGCGCCGGCGCUCCUCCGGUCACUGAAGCGCUGCCAGCCCGGGCACCCGCCCGCCCCCUCUCCUUGCCUGCGGGUCCGCGUCUACACCGCCUGCUCUCCUCUUGUGGGCCGGGCUGGGGGGCGGCAGACGGUCUGCGGGGUUUGCCCAGGAAGACCACCGGGAACUUACUCCACAUCCCCAGUUCACCCACCUGAUGCGACCCCGGAUGUGGGCGUAAGUGCCACGCUGCCGCACCGCGCCUCAGCCAAUCGCACGCCCCAGACCGUUGCGUCACGGCGAGGUCAGCAAAUGGACGCCGGCCUGCUGUCGCUUCCGGCCCGCCCUCUUGCCCCGGGCCGGGAGUGGGCCGGUCUUGCCUGCCCGGCGGCAGAGCAGCGGUCGCCGCGACUCCGCCCCACCGGGCGCGGACCCAGUGUUCCUACAGCCGACGCCAUGCCCAACUCGGUGCUGUGGGCCGUUGACCUCUUUGGGAGAGUGUACACGCUUUCCACAGCCGGCCAGUACUGGGAGCCAUGCAAGGAUGGCCAGCUGGAGUUCAAGAGGGUCAGCGCAGCCACACAGUGCUGCUGGGGCAUCGCCUGUGACAACCAGGUCUACGUGUACAUGUGUGCCAGCGACGUCCCCAUCCGCCGCCGGGAGGAGGCCUAUGAGAACCAGCGCUGGAACCCCAUGGGCGGCUUCUGUGAAAAACUCCUGCUCAGUGACCGGUGGCCGUGGAGUGAUGUGAGUGGGCUUCAGCACCGGCCGCUGGAUGGGGUGGCACUGCCCUCACCGCACUGGGAGUGGGAGUCUGACUGGUAUGUGGAUGAGAACUUUGGAGGAGAACCCACUGAGAAAGGGGGGUGGACAUAUGCCAUCGACUUUCCUGCCACCUAUACACGUGACAAGAAGUGGAAUUCUUGUGUGCGACGGCGGAAGUGGAUCCGGUACAGGAGAUACAAGUCCCGGGAUGCCUGGGCCAAGAUCCCCUCAAAGGAUGACCCCAAGCAGCUUCCUGACCCCUUCAACGACCUCUCCGUGGGAGGAUGGGAGAUCACAGAGGAGCCCACAGGCCGCCUGUCAGUGUGGGCCGUGUCUCUGCAGGGAAAGGUGUGGUACAGAGAGGAUGUCAGCCACUCCAACCCUGAAGGUUCAUCCUGGUCUCUCAUGGACACCCCUGGGGAGGUGGUCCAGAUCAGCUGUGGGCCCCAUGACCUCCUGUGGGCCACUCUGUGGGAGGGGCAGGCUCUGGUCCGAGAAGGAAUCAACAGAAACAACCCCACAGGGAGCUCCUGGUCCAUAGUGGAGCCUCCUGGGUCUGAAAACGGGAUUAUGCACGUCUCAGUGGGAGUUGGUGUGGUCUGGGCUGUCACCAAGGACCGGAAGGUGUGGUUCAGAAGAGGCGUCAACUCUCACAACCCCUGUGGCACCAGCUGGAUCGAGAUGGUUGGAGAAAUGAUGAUGGUGAAUGUGGGCCUGAACGAGCAGGUCUGGGGCAUUGGCUGUGAGGACCGAGCCAUAUACUUCCGGCAGGGUGUCACUCCCAGUGAGCUCAGUGGAAAGACAUGGAAGGCCAUUGUCGCAGCCCGAGAGUGUGACCGGUCAUACUCCGGCAGCUCAUCGAGUCUCCUCAGUGCUGGCUGUUUCUUUGGCGACGAGGUAAGGGGCAGUGGCGAGUCUGCCCCUAGCGACACUGAUGCCUCCUCAGAAGUCGAGAGACCAGGGCCUGGGCAGCCUCUCCCCGUGGAAUCUUUGGACAAUCCCAGGAAUCUCAAGGAGAGCUUGGCCUCAGGCCCAGGGGCUGGAAGGACCACAGAGGAUGCCACAGAGAAUGCCUGCCCCACUGAGGGUGGCCCAGGCCUGGCAUCCACCCCCGCAGAGCUGCCCUGGACCAAUAUUGACCUGAAGGAGCCAAAGAAAGUGCCCAACCACUUGACUGCUGGCUUCCCUGAGACUACUGGCCUCUCCUCCCUGGGGCACCACCAGCUGGGUUUGGAAGAGCCCUAUGGGGCAGACGACCACCCACUGUGGGCCUGGGUAUCGGGAGGUGGUUGCACAGUGGAGGCCUGCUCCAUGCCCAAGUGGUUCACUGUCCAGUCGGGCCUGUCUCCCUUGGUGCAGACACUGUCUCUGUCCAUAAUGCCGGCCCAGACUGCCGCCUGGAGAAAGCAGAUCUUCCAGCAGCUCACGGAAAGAACCAAGCGAGAGCUGGAGAACUUCCGACACUACGAGCAGGCUGUGGAGCAGUCCGUAUGGGUGAAGACUGGGACCCUGCAGUGGUGGUGCGACUGGAAGCCCCACAAGUGGGUAGAUGUCCGUGUGGCCCUGGAGCAGUUCACAGGACACGAUGGCACUCGGGACAGCAUCCUCUUCAUCUACUAUGUGGUCCAUGGGGAAAAGAAGUAUAUCCAUGUGUUCCUCAACGAGGUGACAGUGUUGGUGCCCGUGCUCAGUGAGGGCAAGCACUCCUUUGCCCUGUAUACCCCUGAGAGGACUCGGCAGAGGUGGCCUGUGCGUCUGACUGCUUCCACCAACCAGGACAUGAAUGACUGGCUUGCCCUGCUCAGCCUGUCCUGCUGUGAGAGCCGGAAGGUCCACGGCCGCCCCUCCCCACAGGCCAUCUGGUCUGUCACCUGCAAUGGGGACAUCUUCGUGAGUGAGCCCAGUUCGGACCUGGAGGCCCAGGAGCACCUAUUGCCCUGCGACCAGAUGUUCUGGCGGCAGAUGGGAGGCCACCUGCGCAUGGUGGAGGCCAACAGCCGUGGCGUGGUGUGGGGCCUCGGUUAUGACCACACAGCUUGGGUGUACACAGGUGGCUAUGGUGGAGGCUGCUUCCAAGGCCUGGCCAGCAGCACCAGUAACAUCUACACCCAGUCAGACAUGAAGUGCGUGUACAUCUACGAGAACCAGCGCUGGAAUCCCGUCACAGGCUACACCAGCAGGGGUCUGCCCACAGACCGGUACAUGUGGAGUGAUGCCACAGGGCUACAGGAGUGCACCAAGGCCAGCACAAAGCCCCCAUCUCUGCAAUGGACCUGGGUUUCUGAUUGGUUCGUGGAUUUCAGUGUGCCUGGGGGCACUGACCCAGAGGGGUGGCAGUAUGCUAGUGAUUUCCCUGCCUCUUACCAUGGGUACAAAACCAUGAAGGAUUUUGUCAGGAGAAGGUGCUGGGCCAGGAAGUGCGUGCUGGUGACCAGUGGGCCCUGGCUGGAGGUGGCCCCCAUUGCCCUCAGAGAUGUGUCCAUUAUCCCAGAGAGCCCGGACACCCACAGGAAUGGAUCCAGCAUCGCCCUCUGGGCUGUCAGUGACAAGGGGGAUGUGUUAUGCCGCCUGGGCGUGUCUGCAUUGAACCCCGCAGGCUCCUCCUGGCUGCAUGUUGGCACUGACCAGCCCUUCACCUCCAUCUCCAUCGGGGCCUGCUACCAGGUGUGGGCUAUAGCAAGGGAUGGCUCCGCCUUCUACCGAGGCUCUGUGUCCCCCUCCCGGCCAGCUGGUGACUGCUGGUACCACAUCCCCUCUCCUCCUAAACAGAGACUAAAACAGGUGUCUGUUGGGCAGACAUCAGUGUACGCCUUAGAUGAAAAUGGGAACCUGUGGUACCGCCAGGGGAUCACGCCCAGCUACCCACAGGGCUCCAGCUGGGAGCAUGUGUCCAACAACGUGUGCAGAGUGUCUGUGGGGCCCCUGGACCAGGUCUGGGUCAUCGCCAACAAAGUCCAGGGAAGUCACAGUCUGAGCCGGGGGACAGUGUGUCACCGCACAGGUGUGCAGCCCCAUGAGCCCAAGGGACAGGGCUGGGACUACGGCAUCGGGGGAGGCUGGGACCAUAUCUCUGUCCGAGCCAAUGCCACCAGGGCCCCCCGGGGCACUACCCGGGAUCAGGAGCUGAACACCUGUCAGGAGGACCACAGCCCUGCCUGCUGCUGAGGCCCCCGUGCACCUGGACAGAGAUGUGCCUGGUGUGAAGGGUCAAGGCUGAGCCAUUCUAAUGCUGUAGUGUGUGCUGUGGCAGGGGAUUGACCAGGCAGACUCAGGAGGGAACCUGGCCCAUGGUCAUGGCCACUUCAGAGCAAGAGCACUGGCUAAGAUAGUCCAGAAACAUGAAGCUCCAGGGAUACCUGGCGUAUGUCCCCAUUUACAGAAGAACCAUGGGGAAAGGGUGGUGCUGCACCCCCCUAAGGCCCAGCCCCUUCUUCCCCUACACCUGGCUGGGAGCCUGAAGCCCACCAGGAGAGCCCAGGAGGAAACCCCUGGUGCUGGCAUCUUGGCAGCAGCUUGGGCCUGCCACCCACCUGAGCCAAGAGACAGGCCUGGGGCUCAGGGUCACUUUGUCAUGAGUUGUGACUUUUUCUCAGAGCAGGACUUGCAAAGAGGGUCUAAUGUUAUAGCUAAGCACUCAAGUUGGCAGGGAUGUCUUCUGCAGAUGGGCCGCGGCUGUGGACGGGGAGGCUGGAAGAUAGUGUCACAUGUAGGGUCAUCAUCUUCAGCCCCUAGUUGGCCCCUUCCCCAGAUGUGUGGGGGACUCAAAGAAUCCUAGGAUAUCGGAUCAUGUUGAGGGGACAGCAGGCAUCCUAGGGGAACAGGACAGAGAUCCCCCAACCUGUUCUGUGCACCUCAGGGUGAGAGCCUUGCCUGGCUGAUUGAGGAGGAAAGCCCUUGGCUGAGUGGCCCUGACUCCUGUCUGGCAACUCAUCUGCUGCUUUUUAUCCCAUUUUGCCCCAUUUGGGGACUUUGCUUCCUACACUGGACGCUUUCCUGUGAGUUCUUUGGAGCCCAAGUCCUUUCUCUGUUCAGUUUGAUAGUGAAGGGACUUGUCACCAACUGACCUUCCUGGGAUCCCUGCCCAUUUUGUCAUCAACAGGGGGUCACUUGUGCAUUUGUAUCUGAUCCCAUUUUGCUGCACAGUGUCUGUCAUCCUGAAUCUGACUCUUAAGAAAAGUCUCCUCUAGGGUCUCACCCUGCAGGCAUUUGAGAGACAUGGUGUUCUCCGUGUUGCUGGAGGCAGGGCCCGUUGUGUCUGGGUGCGGAGCUCUCAGGCCUAUCAGAGGAGAUGGCCCCGUGCUGUGUGUUUACAUUUCAAUGCCAGGUUUUCUGUGCGUGGGCAUUAUGGUGUGUUCCCCUGCAACAGUGCCCCGUGCGUUCUGCUGUGACUUGCUGUCUGCAGAUGGCUCCCAGUAGAGGGUAUCACUCUGCUUUUCUCCAGGGUGACAUGUUCCUUUGCUGCUGAGCACUAACUAACUGUUUACCUGCUCAGCAUCCUUCUUUGGAUGCUUUAUUCAAUAAAAACUUACACCAGAGUGUAAAUGGCAUGAUAUUUUUUAUUGCUACAUUUUGAUUAAGAUGCAUAGUUCCCCAUGCAUUUGUGCAUGGACAAAAGCAGCAAUUGUUGUGAAAUCUUUUAUUUUCAUUUUAUGACACAGUAUUGAUUUCAUUAGUACUUUGAAGAGACCAUUAGAAAAAAAUAAAAGCAAAUCUGGGUCAUUUAAGAAACAUUUCCACCACAAUUAUAGCAGGAGCACGGGCUGUUCCAGUUGGGUUUUCGCUGACAGAAAGUGGCAGUUCUGGUUUCUCCACUUGUGCUGGUGAGGAUCUCACCUCCAGAGCCAGCUCAGGGUGCUGGUGCCAGGGUGGGUAGCUGGGUGGACAGCCCCAGGGUGUGGUGGAGGCGGCCAGGGUUUAGCAGUAUGUGGGUCUCUGACCAGCUUAUGCAGGGACUUCAGGACACUCAUCUCAUGGCCCAGGCAAAGCCUCCCCACAGGACGGGAGAGUACAGCCUGGGAUGGGGAUUCAAGACGAGGGCAAGGAGCAGACCCAACAAGCUUGUAAUAUACCUGUCCCCUCAGUUCCCCUAACACUUGACACCCUGAAGUGGGAUUGGGACAUCUCAGUAUCCUUGAUAUGGCCACAGGGCACACAGAUCCCCUUGUGCUGUGGAGAAGGACUGGGCAGCUGGCCCCAGGUCACCCUCUGGGAUGUAGAAAGGACCCUGGUGCCAGUUUGAGGCAGAAAUACCUGGGCAGCCCUGGGCUGUGGCGUGUCACCAGGAAUGGUCUGGACAGACCCUCCACUGGGUAUCCCCCCACUCUGUGCUUUCAGGAUCAACAAGGACAACCCAUUCUGGCCACAGCUCAGUGGGAAACAAGGGCUCUCAGGUCUGCAGCACCCUGACACCCUUACAGGGGAGGUACCCUCACAACACAUCCCUGCCAGCUGGGUGCCCACAGUCAGGGAGGCCUGGACUCCCUCUGUCCCAAGCUUAGAUGUGCACUCAAAUUCAGACCAGGCCUUCAGGAGCAGCAUGCACAGUCUGACAGCAAGUCUCACUGUAGUGUGCCCGGGGCCACCUGCCCUUAAUAAGGUGCCCAGGGCUGACCCCAAGCCUGUUGGUGCAUUUAGCAUCUGGUGCCAGGACCCCCAAGCUUGGGCAGGGCAAGGAUACAGGGUAGGGACUGGUCAAUGGGAGCCUAGGACCCAAUUUGGCCCCCAACUCCCAGCACCUCAGGAGGGACCUGGCCCCGAAGGGCCUCUGGAACAGCUCUGAGCCAAGGAACAAGGGAGGGGUUGAGAGCAAAGUGACCAAGUCUGGCAGAGCCAGUGGGGCAGGAACACCAGACAGAAGGAAGCUGGGCCUGAGGCGGCAAGGAUGUGCCAAGCCACCCAGGCCUUGCCACCCUGGGUGGGGGGAGGGAAGUCCUGCCACCCCCAGGCUUCACUCUCAGAAAGCCCCAAAGUGCCCCCCAGUUCAAACCAGCAACCAAGAACAAACAUCCUAGAGUCCUACUGCCUGCCUUUGGCCAAUUACAUGACCCACAAUAGUGAAAAAUAAUGACAGCAUCUGGGAGGCCCAGGACAAACGCCCCUCACCACACAGCCUAGGGCCAGGCAGAGGCUCUAGGGCUGCUCUGAGGACCCAGAGCCUCCCAGCUUCCCUCCUGGAUGAUCCCAGAAAGGCAACAUUAGCAACUCCUGGUAUCCGGCUCCAGCUCUGUGGGGCUGUCAGGGCCAGGCCUGGACCCUCCUCAGCUGGGGGUUGCUGCCCCCACAGAUGGAGGAAGGAGGAAGAGACGCCAGCCCUCACCCUAAAGUCCCCUUAAAGUGAAUUCAAGGUCACUUGAAGGUCCUCUGGUUGCUUAACACUCACCCUCCCCAGAGGCCUCAGGCUUUGCCUGGAUUGUUCUGGGCCUUAGUUUACCUUGAAUGAUGAUGCAGAGCACCCAGCCCCAGCCCCACGCUGCAGAUUGGAGCAGGGUCCUUCCCAGGUUUUGGUGGCAGUGUGGAUGGGAUGCUUGUAAGUAAACCUUUUCCUGGAAUCUCCCCCUGCCUGGGAGGAGUCAGGUAAAGAGAAUCUAGUCACAAAGGCUGAGGCUUCUCAACUCCUGCCAAGUCCUGGUUAGUGGAAAAGCAGGACCUGGGUCCUGCAUGGAGGUUUGGGCCUCAGAACACCCAAAGCCAUGGUCUCCCUGGGCCACUUGCUUGUCCCCACAGGUGCAGGUGCAGGAGAAACUGCUGGGGGUGCAGCUGAGCACUCAGGAAAAAUGGAGUCACUGGGCACAUCUCCUCAAGGGAUGUUACCACUAGUCUGGGGC